Phyllostomus discolor (pale spear-nosed bat) is the source of this 5576-nucleotide messenger RNA. It is a transcript of the gene MAP4K4, whose product is annotated as mitogen-activated protein kinase kinase kinase kinase 4. Lineage: Eukaryota; Metazoa; Chordata; Mammalia; Chiroptera; Phyllostomidae. Gene Ontology annotation, biological process: protein phosphorylation. The record is from RefSeq and is a predicted model, not a curated record. Gene Ontology annotation, molecular function: ATP binding; protein kinase activity.
GCUGUGGGCCGCCCCGCGAACGCUCCGCCCGCAGCCACUCGGCCUGUGACCAGAUCAUCCAACCAUCGCUGCCUUCAUCCUGACACUCGCUUUGGGUGGCAAAAAGGGAAAAUGGCGAACGACUCCCCUGCAAAAAGUCUGGUGGACAUCGACCUCUCCUCCCUGCGGGACCCUGCUGGGAUUUUUGAGCUCGUGGAAGUGGUUGGAAAUGGCACCUACGGACAAGUCUAUAAGGGUCGACAUGUUAAAACAGGCCAGCUGGCAGCCAUCAAAGUCAUGGACGUUACUGAGGAUGAAGAGGAAGAAAUCAAACUGGAGAUAAAUAUGCUGAAGAAAUAUUCUCAUCAUAGAAAUAUUGCAACAUAUUACGGUGCUUUUAUUAAGAAGAGCCCUCCAGGACAUGAUGACCAGCUCUGGCUUGUUAUGGAGUUCUGUGGGGCUGGGUCCAUUACAGACCUUGUGAAGAACACCAAAGGGAACACACUCAAAGAAGACUGGAUAGCUUAUAUCUCCAGAGAGAUCCUAAGGGGACUGGCACAUCUUCACAUCCAUCAUGUGAUUCACCGGGACAUCAAGGGCCAGAAUGUACUGCUGACUGAGAAUGCAGAGGUGAAACUUGUUGAUUUUGGUGUGAGUGCUCAGCUUGACAGGACCGUUGGGAGGAGAAAUACAUUCAUAGGCACCCCCUACUGGAUGGCUCCUGAGGUCAUCGCCUGUGAUGAGAAUCCAGAUGCCACCUAUGAUUACAGAAGUGACCUUUGGUCUUGUGGCAUUACAGCCAUUGAGAUGGCAGAAGGUGCUCCCCCUCUCUGUGACAUGCAUCCAAUGAGAGCACUGUUUCUCAUUCCCAGAAAUCCUCCUCCCCGGCUGAAGUCAAAAAAAUGGUCAAAGAAAUUUUUUAGUUUUAUAGAAGGGUGCCUGGUGAAGAAUUACAUGCAGCGGCCCUCCACAGAACAGCUUUUGAAACACCCUUUUAUAAGGGAUCAGCCAAACGAAAGGCAAGUUAGAAUCCAGCUUAAGGACCAUAUAGAUCGGACCAGAAAGAAGAGAGGAGAGAAAGAUGAAACUGAAUAUGAGUACAGUGGCAGUGAAGAAGAGGAGGAGGAAGUGCCUGAACAGGAAGGAGAGCCAAGUUCCAUUGUCAACGUGCCUGGUGAGUCCACUCUGCGGCGGGAUUUCCUGAGACUGCAGCAGGAGAAUAAAGAACGCACUGAGGCUCUUCGGAGACAACAGCUCCUACAGGAGCAGCAGCUCCGUGAGCAGGAGGAAUAUAAAAGGCAGCUGCUGGCAGAGAGACAGAAACGGAUUGAGCAGCAGAAAGAACAGAGGCGGCGACUAGAAGAGCAACAAAGGAGAGAGCGUGAAGCUAGAAGGCAGCAGGAACGUGAGCAGCGAAGAAGAGAGCAAGAAGAGAAGAAACGUCUGGAGGAACUGGAGAGAAGGCGUAAAGAGGAAGAUGAUAGGAGACGGGCAGAAGAAGAGAAGAGAAGAGUUGAAAGAGAACAGGAGUAUAUCAGGCGACAGCUAGAAGAGGAGCAGCGGCACUUGGAACUCCUUCAGCAGCAGCUGCUCCAGGAGCAGGCCAUGUUACUGGAGUGCCGAUGGAGGGAGAUGGAGGAGCACCGGCAGGCAGAGAGGCUCCAGAGACAGUUGCAACAAGAACAAGCAUAUCUCCUGUCUCUACAGCAUGACCACCGGAGGCCACACCCACAACAGCAGCUGCCACCACAGCAGGAAAGGAGCAAGCCAAUCUACCAUGCUCCAGAGCCCAAGCCCCACUUUGAGCCUGCUGACAGAACUCAAGAGGUGGAAGAUAGAUAUAGGAAAACUAACCACAGCUCCCCUGAAGCCCAGUCUAAGCAGACAGGCAGAGUAUUGGAGCCACCAGUGCCUUCCAGAUCAGAGUCUUUUUCCAAUGGCAACUCCGAGUCUGUGCAUCCUGCCCUGCAGAGACCAGCUGAGCCACAGGUACAGUGGUCCCACCUGGCAUCUCUCAAGAACAAUGUUUCCCCUGUCUCGAGAUCCAUUCCUUUCAGUGACCCUUCUCCUCCCAAAUUUGCACACCACCAUCUUCGCUCUCAGGACCCAUGUCCACCUUCCCGCAGUGAGGUGCUAAGUCAGAAUUCUGACUCUAAGUCGGAAGUACCUGACCCCACUCAAAAGGCUUGGUCUAGAUCAGACAGUGACGAGGUGCCUCCAAGGGUCCCUGUGAGAACAACGUCUCGCUCCCCUGUUCUGUCUCGGCGGGAUUCCCCUCUGCAGGGCAGUGGGCAGCAGAGUAGCCAAGCAGCUCAAAGAAAUUCCACCAGUGGUGUUGAGUCCAGGUUGCUGGGGGAGAGAGUGGAAAAGCUGGUGCCAGGCCUGCAGUGUAGCUCCUCUGGGUCCAGCAACUCAGGCUCCCAGCCUGGGUCUCAGAGUGGCUCUGGAGAGCGCUUCCGAGUGAGAUCAUCAUCCAAAUCUGAAGGCUCUCCAUCUCAGCGCCUUGAAAAUGCAGUGAAAAAACCUGAAGACAGAAAAGAAGUAUUUAGACCUCUCAAACCUGCCGGCGAAGUGGAUUUGACUGCACUAGCUAAAGAGCUUCGAGCAGUUGAAGAUGUGCGAACACCCCACAAAGUGACAGACUACUCUUCAUCCAGUGAGGAGUCAGGGACAACGGAUGAGGAGGAGGAGGAUGCAGAGCAGGAGGGGACCAAGGAACCCAUGUCUGGAUCAGAGGACACCAGAGCAGCGUCAUCUGUGAAUUUGAGCAAUGGUGAAACAGAAUCUGUGAAAACCAUGAUUGUCCAUGACGAUGUGGGUGAACCAGCCAUGACUCCAUCCAAGGAGGGCACACUAAUUGUCCGCCAGACUCAGUCCGCUAGUAGCACACUCCAGAAACACAAAUCUUCCUCCUCCUUUACACCUUUUAUAGACCCCAGAUUACUACAGAUCUCUCCAUCUAGUGGGACAACAGUGACUUCUGUGGUGGGAUUUUCCUGUGAUGGAAUGAGACCGGAAGCCAUAAGGCAAGAUCCCACCCGGAAGGGCUCAGUAGUCAAUGUGAAUCCCAACACUAGGCCGCAAAGUGACACUCCAGAGAUCCGUAAAUACAAGAAGAGAUUUAAUUCUGAGAUUCUGUGUGCUGCCUUAUGGGGUAGUGAAUUUGUUAGUGGGUACGAAAGUGGCCUGAUGCUGCUGGACAGAAGUGGCCAAGGAAAGGUAUAUCCUCUGAUCAACAGAAGACGAUUUCCAAUGGAUGUCCUUGAAGGCUUAAAUGUCUUGGUGACAAUAUCUGGCAAAAAGGAUAAGUUACGGGUCUACUAUUUGUCCUGGUUAAGAAAUAAAAUCCUUCACAAUGAUCCAGAAGUUGAGAAGAAGCAGGGGUGGACAACCGUUGGGGAUUUGGAAGGAUGUGUACACUAUAAAGUUGUAAAAUACGAAAGAAUCAAAUUUCUCGUAAUUGCUUUGAAGAAUUCUGUGGAAGUGUAUGCCUGGGCACCCAAGCCAUAUCACAAAUUUAUGGCUUUUAAGUCAUUUGGAGAAUUGGUACAUAAGCCAUUACUGGUGGAUCUCACUGUGGAGGAAGGCCAGAGGUUGAAGGUGAUCUAUGGAUCCUGUGCUGGGUUUCAUGCUGUUGAUGUGGAUUCAGGAUCAGUCUAUGACAUUUAUCUACCAACACACAUCCAGUGUAACAUCAAACCCCAUGCAAUCAUCAUCCUCCCUAACACAGAUGGGAUGGAGCUUCUCGUAUGCUAUGAAGAUGAAGGAGUUUAUGUGAAUACCUAUGGAAGAAUCACCAAGGAUGUGGUUCUGCAGUGGGGAGAGAUGCCAACAUCUGUAGCAUAUAUUCGAUCCAAUCAGACAAUGGGCUGGGGAGAAAAGGCCAUAGAGAUCCGGUCGGUGGAAACUGGUCACCUGGAUGGUGUGUUUAUGCACAAAAGGGCUCAAAGACUGAAAUUCUUAUGUGAACGCAAUGACAAGGUGUUCUUUGCUUCUGUUCGGUCUGGUGGCAGCAGUCAGGUUUAUUUUAUGACAUUGGGCAGGACUUCUCUUCUGAGCUGGUAGAAGCAUGGCAGUGAGGAUUGCUGGCCCCAGAGUCUUCCAGAUCCUGAGAACUUGGAAUUCCUGCAACUGGAGCUCAGAGCUGCACCGGGGCAGUCCAGGACAGCUGUGUGCACAGACACAGCACAUGGGGUUUCCUCCUUUCCUUCCCAUUCUUCCUACCAGUUUAUCCCCAAUAUUUUUUUUUACUCAAAAAUAAAUCAAGGCUGCAGUGCAGCUGGUGCUGUUCAGAUUCUACCAUCAGGUGCUAUCAGUGUUUUGGAUCAAGCAUCAGGCCAGAAAGCAAACACGUUUCCUUCAGCUCCAGAAUUCCUUGUCUCUGAGUGACUCUGUCAUUUGGGUGUCUGAAGGUGGAGACCAUGAAAAUGCUAUUGGUUUGUUGAAAGUGGGCACGAGGAGGUAUAGAGUGGUGUUCUUGAUGAGCAGUUUGCUAAAACAAGAGCAGAUUUAAUAUAGUAACAUUAACAAUGUAUUUAAUUGACAUUUCUUUUUUGUAAUGUGACAAUAUGUGGACAAAGAAGAAGGGGCACGUUUAAGAAGUUAAUAUUUAUAAAAUGUGAAAGACAGUUACUAGGAUAAUUUUUGUGGAUGGGGCUUGGGAGGUGGGAUGGGGUGGGUUAAGGGUGUCCCAUUUUAUUUAGAUUUUCUUUUUGCCUUCAUCAAAAAAACUCAGUCAUUUUUCUGUAUACCAGGUUUUGCCUAAAUCAUGUGCAGAUGGUUCUUCAAAAAAAAAAAAAGGAAAAAGAAGAUAUGUGCAUUUGUCUAAUGACUAGAACUUUGUUGUGUGACAGUAUUAGCACUGACUCAGUUAAGGUUUAAUUUUUGUUUAAACCUAGAAGUGCGACAACAGUUUUACCACAGUCUGCACUUGCAAAGGAAAAAUUUUUUUUCAAUCACAUGUUUAUUUUUUUUUGCCUACCUCAUUGUUUUUAAUGCAUUAAGAGGUGGUUUAGUUUAUACUUGUUUUGGAGGAAAACAUUAAUGUUUAAUUUAAUCUUAAUACCAAAACUAUCAGGUUGAAGUUUGACUGUUAUUUGUCACAGGUCUCAGUAGGCACACAAAAAAUUGUCUCUGAAGAUGGGAAAUGGCCAUAGGCUUCAUCAUGCUGACUGAUGCAAUCUUCUUUCUAAGUAUAGAGAGCAGAAAGCUUCGUUUUCACAUGUUUAUCUUAGUGGUUGGUGGACCACUGUAGCCUACAAUAUAAGAGGCCACAUUGUUCUCAGUUCAGGGUUUGGUAGCAGCCAGGUGGUCAUAUCAGAAUAGUCACACAAACUGUUCAUUUUGCAGGAACCUUUCCAGGGGGGGUGAGGGUAUUUCUCUUUUCUAAAAAUGCAAUGCACUCAAACUAUUUUAAGAAUGUAGUUAAUACUGCCUAUUUGUAAGACGUCAUCUUCCUUUGCUGUAGGUGUAAUAUCAGAAGCCCUGGGUUUUCUUGUUCUCUGACUUGUUCUCUUGUUCUCUCUCUGUUUUUUAAACUAACUUUACUUCAUGAAUAUGUUCAUGACAUUGUAAUAAAUGUCUCGGGUGAUAAUUUG